Molecule: messenger RNA, 2745 nt
Organism: Pteronotus mesoamericanus
Lineage: Eukaryota; Metazoa; Chordata; Mammalia; Chiroptera; Mormoopidae
Gene: LRRC1
Product: leucine rich repeat containing 1
Exons: 14
Coding region: 256-1830 (524 amino acids)
Biological process (GO): receptor clustering; neurotransmitter receptor transport, endosome to postsynaptic membrane; neurotransmitter receptor transport postsynaptic membrane to endosome
Cellular component (GO): postsynaptic density; adherens junction; basolateral plasma membrane
Molecular function (GO): protein binding
Source: RefSeq, a predicted model, not a curated record
UAGCAGCGGCGGCGCGGAGGCUGGAGAGUGGGAGGGGACGCACCGGCUGGCGGGCCGGGGCGCUGGGACGAGGCUGUGGCUCCCACCGGAGGUUCCUGGGAGCGUUUCGGGUCACGAAGGCCCGCGCGAAGAGCGAGAGAGCACGGGAGGCAGCGAGCGCGCAGUGGGCUGCGGGCAAAGCGGAGCGGAGCCGCCGGGCGGAGCGGGCUCAGAGCCCGGGUCUCCGCGUCUCGGGACCCGGCGGCGGGGGCGGCGAUGUUCCACUGCAUCCCCCUGUGGCGGUGCAACCGUCAUGUGGAGACCAUCGACAAGCGACACUGCUCGCUGGUGUACGUCCCUGAGGAAAUCUACCGCUACGCCCGCAGCCUGGAGGAGCUAUUGUUGGACGCCAACCAGCUCCGCGAGCUGCCCGAGCAAUUUUUCCAGCUAGUCAAAUUACGAAAGCUUGGACUUAGUGAUAAUGAAAUUCAGCGGCUCCCUCCAGAAAUAGCAAACUUCAUGCAGCUGGUGGAACUGGAUGUCUCUCGAAAUGAUAUUCCUGAAAUUCCAGAAAGCAUCUCAUUCUGUAAAGCACUACAGAUAGCUGACUUCAGCGGAAACCCACUGACUAGAUUACCAGAAAGCUUUCCUGAACUACAGAACUUGACAUGUCUUUCUGUAAAUGACAUCUCGUUGCAGUCCCUACCUGAAAAUAUUGGCAAUCUUUAUAACCUGGCUUCACUGGAACUGAGAGAGAAUCUUCUCACAUACCUUCCUGACUCUCUUACCCAGCUACGGAGACUAGAAGAACUUGAUUUAGGAAACAAUGAAAUAUAUAAUUUGCCAGAAUCAAUCGGAGCUCUCUUACACCUAAAGGAUCUCUGGUUGGAUGGAAAUCAACUGUCAGAAUUACCUCAGGAAAUAGGAAAUCUGAAGAACCUGCUGUGCUUAGAUGUCUCUGAAAACAAGCUGGAAAGACUUCCUGAAGAAAUCAGUGGCCUGACUUCAUUAACAGAUUUAGUCAUUUCCCAGAACUUACUAGAAACGAUUCCGGAUGGCAUUGGAAAACUAAAGAAGCUAUCGAUCUUGAAGGUAGAUCAGAACCGACUAAUGCAGUUGCCUGAAACAGUUGGGGACUGCGAAAGCCUCACUGAAUUAGUUCUUACAGAAAACCGACUCCUGACCUUACCUAAAAGCAUUGGAAAACUUAAGAAGUUGAGCAACUUGAAUGCAGACAGAAAUAAAUUAGUGUCUUUACCCAAAGAGAUCGGUGGGUGCUGCAGCCUCACUGUGUUCUGCGUGCGUGACAACAGACUAACUCGGAUACCUGCUGAGAUGUCACAGGCCACAGAGCUUCACGUCCUGGAUGUGGCAGGGAACAGGUUGUUGCAUCUGCCCUUGUCUCUGACGGCCUUGAAGUUGAAGGCUCUGUGGUUGUCUGACAACCAGUCCCAGCCCCUGCUCACGUUCCAGACAGACACAGAUCACACCACAGGAGAGAAGGUUUUAACCUGUGUCUUACUUCCCCAGAUGCCUUCCGAACCGACUUGCCAAGAGAACCUGCCUCGCUGUGGUGCCCUGGAGAGCUUGGUGAAUGACGUCUCUGAUGAGGCCUGGAAUGAGCGCGCGGUGAACAGAGUCAGUGCCAUCCGAUUUUUGGAAGAUGAAAAAGAUGAAGAUGACAAUGAAACGAGAACACUUCUGAGGCGAGCCACUCCACACCCCGGGGAACUGAAGAACAUGAAAAAGACAGUGGAGAAUUUACGGAAUGACAUGAAUGCUGCUAAAGGGCUGGAUUCGAACAAAAAUGAGGUCAACCAUGCCCUUGACCGAGUGACCACUUCUGUGUAGGAUUUCAUCUCCUGGUUUUACCUCGCGUGUCUUCCCCUGCUGUUGAGAUGUUCCCGUCUGCGAGGAGCCUCCUGCAGUCCUUUGUCUUCACCAGAAACCCGCGCUUUGUCUCCCCACAUCGUGUGUUGGGACGCCGCUCUCUGCAAGGAAGUGCCUUACUCUAACCCAUCAGCUAGUGGUCUCCCAGCGUGAUUUUUUUUCAUUUCCUAAACUUCAGUUUGUACUAAGUAGAAUACACUACUGUAAACAUCUGCCUUUGUUUUUGUCUUAUGUUGGGGUAAGGGAGAGCAAGAAGGGGAAUUUUUAUCCUCCUCCUCCAUGGAGUGCUGGGACAUUUUGAACCCAAGUUCUCUUGGACCUACUGAUGAAAGAUAGUUUUAUGUAUGGGGAAAAAUUGAUACUUUUUUAAACCUUUUUGGCAGCUCAGAUGGUGUAAAUUUUAAAAUUUUGUAUAGGUAUUUCAUAACAAAAAAAUGUAUUUCUUUUUUGUUAUUUUAUCUUGAAAACGGUACAUAUUUUAGUAUCUGUGCAGAAAAAAAUCCUGAAGUGUUCGUUUUUAUUUGUACCAUACACUGUGCCUUACUGUAUCCUGUGUCGUGUCAAACCAGCUAUACACAGUGGCAUCCUUGAGCAGGGAGACGGGACUGGGAAUGUGGUACUUUUUAAAGCAGUGUUGGAUUUUAAUUAGUGAUCUACCUGGGGAAUUUGUUUUUAACCAAAAAGAAGAGUUACCACUGAUUUGUAAAUUAUGUUGGAUGUAUUUUUUAAAAGAUAAACCAAAGGAUUAGGACACUAAUAUUUCAUUUCUUUAAGUUUUCAUAAAUGAGUCUUGUAUAAUCAGUGCAGUGUCUGGUUGUUCCUACUUGGAAGGUAUGUGCCAUUCGUAAAAUAGAACAGAAAAGCACAAAAAGAGAA